AGGAAGAUCGUUUUGGUGGUUUACCCUUACAGAACGGCGAUUGUUUCCGCUUGUGAGAAACCACCGUAUUAUUUUCUUAAUCUGACUCUCCCUUCCUUCCCUUCUUCUUCUUCUCCUCCUCCCACUUUCGAUUUCCUUCUUCACUCACAACUUACAAACCACGCCCCCCUCCUUCUCUCUCUCUACUCUCUCUUUACGAUCAAAAAGUUUUAUUAGGUUUCAAAAAUUCCUCAACAACAAGAAUCGUAAGUAUAUACACACUAAAACCCUAGUGGCUUGUUCUCUCUUGAGUCACUCCCUGGCGGAACACUUAUUCCUUUGGAACGCGUCCCUAUAAUACACAUAUAUUUCUAGGGUUUCAUGUCUGCGACGAUUUCAUGUCUUAUGAAUGGAGAUCCCCUCUAGUUUCUCCGGCGAUUUCUCACCUUUCUUGCUCGUCGUAGCCCUAAUAGUAACCGCACUUUGUUGCUUGUUCGCUUUCUUCGCAGUCCAAUCAAAACCACUCCGGAAAUCUAAGUCGGUCGAAUCAGGCGGCGAUAUUAGCACAUUGUUGACGAAUACAUGUAAAUGCACUUGUUCCUGUAGGGUUGGUGGUGAAAAUUCUGAUCUGGGAACGAUGACUGCGACGGCUUAUUUGAACGGAGGUAGUGGGGCCGGUGGCGUAGAGAUGUUGGAUAGGACGCCGGUGGUGGCGGUGGAGCGGCAGACGGGUGCUUCUAUGAUGGAACAAUUAGUUCCGGAAAUCACGACUCACGCUCUGAGUUACUUGGAUUAUCCGAGUCUUUGCAGGCUUUCGAUGACAAAUUCUCUAAUGAGGAAAGCUGCGAACGAUGAUAAUGCAUGGAAAGCACUUUACCACAAGGAUUUCACGUUGGAACAGGAUAGCGUUACGCCAGUUAAUGGAUGGAAGGCUUAUUAUGCAGCCACAAGAGCCAUUGUAAAUAUUAAUGCGGAUUUUUUUAACAUCAUUAGAGAAAGAUCACUACCAGCAAUGGGUCGUCUUUGGCUUAAUGCAGAUUAUGUGAAGUGUGUUCACACAUCAGGGGAGCUGUUUACAGGGUACAAUGCAGUUAUGGAGAGCUGGCAGAUGGCAUUUAACUGGGACCAAGCUGUAGACUUUCAGAUUAGGGAUGUCCGGGCACGGGUACUGACAGACGUUGCAUGGGUUACCAUGAAAACCUAUAUUGAUAUGGACGCUGGGCCUUUUAAUAUGACUAAUGUUUAUGAGUUCCAUAAUGGGCGCUGGUACAUGGUGCAUCAUCACAGCUCUUUGAUGCUCAUUGACGGAGAUGGAGAGCAACAAGUUGUGCAGGGGUGAGAAACACAAAAGUGAUAGUGACAAUGAUUAUAAUAUUCAUAAUACCUACAAAAUGAUACGGUCUUAUCUUUUACAAGGAUUGGGUCAUUUAGAAAUUUCUGAGUUCUUUGAAUCAUCUUAAAUUUUUUUUUUUUUUUCAAC
This is a messenger RNA of Cornus florida, 1459 nucleotides long. RefSeq names its product F-box protein SKIP8. Gene Ontology annotation, molecular function: protein binding. The record is from RefSeq and is a predicted model, not a curated record. The coding region runs from base 389 to 1318 and encodes 309 amino acids. Lineage: Eukaryota; Viridiplantae; Streptophyta; Magnoliopsida; Cornales; Cornaceae. The transcript has 3 exons.